This is a messenger RNA of Orbicella faveolata, 13156 nucleotides long. RefSeq lists its product as uncharacterized. Gene Ontology annotation, molecular function: protein binding. Lineage: Eukaryota; Metazoa; Cnidaria; Anthozoa; Scleractinia; Merulinidae. The record is from RefSeq and is a predicted model, not a curated record.
CAGAAUGUUCUUUCCACCCUAUUACCUUAACAAAGCUAUUAUUAACGCUCAUCAGUGUUACUAACAAAAGCGCUGCUAAACUAACUUUCAGACCUCCGAUCUCCGACGUCAGCUGUUGACCGUCGAAGUGCUCCUGAUGCUCUUCUCGGCGAGAUCUUUAACGAUCCAAGCGCAACAAGUCUAACAAAACUCAACCUCGAGGAUAGUGACAGUGACAAUGACGACUUUUCCGGUUCGGGUUCGGAACUGUGGUCGGGCUCGGGUGAGUUGCCGAAGCCUUCCGAAGACAGUAGCACACCCAGUGAAGCCGUGACGACAGACAACCAACAGGGACAAGCGACACAGACGUCGACACAAACAGACGCGACUUCCAAUACAACACCAAGCGAAAACACUAACAGCUCUAAUAACAGUAGCAGUGCUGACAUAAAAGACAAUACAAACAUCUCAGAAACCCCCGCUGCUACCCCUGAGAGUACUAACUCAGUGAAUUCUUCUACCGCAGCACAAACUGCUCCUCAACAAAGUUCGACGGAAGCGCCCAUGACGUCACCAGUGGUGACGCCACAGGGCGCCGACGCAAAGUUACCCUCUACUGAGGAUCAGAGCCAAAAUAAAGUUGUGCAGACAGAAGAGAGCGACAAAUCUUCCAGUGACCAGUCGACUCCCAAUGCUGAUUUUUUCCCUGCACAAACACAAAAUCCCUUGGAAAGUAUUCCUGAUAAUCCUGCUGCGGCCCUUGUGGGGCAGCAGUCGCCUGGGUUUGACGACAAUUCAUUAUAUGACCCCACAAUAGUGAAGAAAACAGAUAUUCCUGUUGCUGCAGAUAUGUUCUCCAAUCCUUUAGUUAACAAUACAAUGGACAUUCCAGGAACUGCUCGUUCAGCAAUUCCGCAGGCACCGGUGCUUGCGCCGCAGGCACCAGCCGUUCCUAAGGCAGCCAUUCCGUACAAGGGUUCCUUUCCAUUACAGCUUCAUAAAUACUCACCAUACUCAAAGCUGAUGAAAAAGAACAUGAUCGCAAAUACGGGCUUAAACCAGGAGGCCGCAAAGAAAUCUGUGAUACCGCUCAAUGCCGCAGGGGGUCUGCGGCCGCUGACGGUGAAUCUGCCUCAGCAGCAGCAACCACAGCAGCAGCAAGAUUCAACAAACCCUCAAGGCUAUCCUCAACCCCAAGCGCCAGCCCUUGAUGUCAACCCAGCGCAAAUGCCUUUUGGAGACCAAGCCCAGGCCCCUCCUGCUGCACAACCUUUUGCCCCAGCCCCUACUACAUCACAGUCUCUUGCCCAAGCUCCAGCGGAGGCCCCACUGCAGAGCCCGCAGCAGGCACUCGACCAAGCUCAGGGAGAUGUUCCCCAGGCUUCGGAACAAGCCUUUGCUCCUCAGGUGGCUGCUCCAUCUAAUAUGCAAAUGCCAGGGCCAGAAAAUGUCGCGGCUGCAUUUCCAAUGAAUACAACCAUGAAUGAUGCUAUGGCUGGAGCCAUACCUCAAGAGACAACAGGAAUUCCAGCCCAGGGUCUGCAGGUUGUGCCAGUCUAUCAGGGGUUGAAACCCAAAAAGCCUGUCAUAGAAGAAGAUCAAUGUGAUGAUCAGUUUGAUACUUGCCCUGAAAUGGCUAAGAAUGACUACUGUACUAAAUAUCCUGAUUUAAUGAAGAUUCAAUGCAAGAAGUCAUGCAAAUUUUGUGAGGUCAAGCACGGUGACGAGUCUGGGUCGGGAUAUGACGAGUAUGAUUCAGGUUCAGCAAGUUUGUACUAUGCUGAUGAAGCUUCCAGUUCCGGGUCCGGUAACUGGGAUGAUGAUAACGAUGAAGAUGACGACCCAGAAUAUAAAAAGUCUGGGAUUCCUCAACCAAUCCACAAAGUCCUGAUGGCAAAAUUUGCAGGAGCUGAUUCUGGAUCGGCUUCGGGCGCGUCCGGAAUGGACGAAUCAUCAGCUUCAGAUGACGACAUCGUACAGACUUCUGGUAGCGGUGAAGCGGCAUCUGGCUCUCAGAAGAAAAAUGAAGUCAAUGCGAUAGCAUCAGGAUCUGGUGAGGCCGCUGCAGCGCCGGUCACGGCGUCGCCAACUGUUGGAGCGGCUGAGAUUGGCUCCGGGUCUGGAAGUCUGGCUGAAGAUCUUGCAACUGGUACUGUAAGCAGAGCUAACGAAAAACACAGCUCAAUUCCGAGACCACAACCUCCACAAGUAUCAGUGUAUCCGAAGAUUGACCUGAAAGAGAUAGCCAAGGCUGUUAAUGUGUAUCGAGGUGUUGCGUUAAAGAUGCUUGGCGAGGCGCUUGAGGGCGCAGCAGAAGAAAAAGAGCAGGAACUAUCAAAGAAGUCUCACAUUCCACUUCCUCCUGCUACUGCCAUCUUGCAGAAGAUGGGGUUUCCCGUGGGAUACGAUGAUAGUGCCAAGAGGAAUAUGAUUCCAAACAUGAUGCAAUAUCCUAAUAUGAUGAUGGCUCCCAAUAAUGGAAUGAUGGGGUUCGUCAACAAUGGAUACGCAUAUAAUUAUCCACAACCUACUGGUAACGAACCUUUGGCCGACUUUUAUGGCCAGUACCAGCAGCAACCAAACUUUGCCAGGUCGGGCAUAAUGGCGACACCCGAAGAAGAAGAAGCAGAAAUACAGCAGAACGAUGACGAGGGAGCCGCACAGGAUGAGCAGCCCGAAGAGAUUCAGCCAAUUCAACAAGAAAAUGAGCCGGCCAAACAGCAAGAUAACGCAACAGAGACGGCGAAAGAGGUAGAGAAUCAGGAUAAACCAGAGGCAGCACAAAACAUGACUACCGACGACAAGGACAAAAAGAACAAAAUUGUCGACCCAUUUGAAUACGUUCGAAACAUGGGCACCGGAGCAUCGAUGGAGCCUAUUCGCUCGAAGACCGCCUCUAAUUUAAUAUCCUCACAUUCAGAUCCUCUUAUCUUAUGGAAGAAUUCUCAAAUACAAGCUCUCGCUACCUUAGCAAAAAAGAAAAGCGAUAUACCGCAGCCCGGAAGUGAACCUGCAACGCCUGCAGAAACCAGCAAUCAAGGAGCUUUCCAGUUCCCUCAGCAGCAGUUUAGAUCUGACAUUCCAGAGCAGAAUAUCACGAUGAGCGGUCUGCCAGAUAUGACAGGACAAGCCUUCCCAGAGUCGGCACCAGUCUUCCCGCAGUACACACCCCAAAGUGAUUAUCUGACACAAACCCCUGGCGAUGAUCUCGCUGCAAGAAGCCAAAUCGUACAAAGCCAGGCACCACAACAGCAACAACAAGCAUUAGGUUUACUUGCACGUCUCGAGCCACAGCAAGGCAACUCUACUUCCGCUGAUUUUAAAAACGCCAUCCCCGGAAGUAGUUUAGGAGUGGUGGUGUCAAAUCACAAACCUCUCCCAGGUUCUUUUCCGUUGUCACUACGCAAGAUCGUUCCCGGCAUGGCUCAGAAGAAGGAUGAACUGUAUAAACAAGUACAAGAAGAAAUCAACAAGAGCACCGUUCCCUCUGGUGCUGUGAACUUGUUUGGUAGUCAGAUAACCAACAAUCCUGCGAUCAGUAGUCCUGUUCCACAACCUACACAGAUGACUCCAGGCGUAUCCCGGUCUGAUCUCUUACCAGAAACUAACAAUCAGAGAUCCAACAAUCCCGCGAUCACAAAUCUAGUCCCGCAACCCGCACAGAUGAACCCAGACGCGUCCCGUUCAGAUCUCUUACCAGAAACUAACAAUCAGAGAUCCAACAAUCCCGCCAUCACAAAUCCAGUCCCGCAACCCGAACAGAUGAACCCAGGCGCGUCCCGUUCAGGUCUCUUACCAGCUAGUUUACCGACGGAUAACACGGAAACUGACAAUGCAGCAGCUGCCAUUAACGAGGCAUUCACAAGCCCCUCAAUACAAUCCCAGGACCAGCACUCUUCGGAUCCUCUGUUUGGCUCACUGAAUUCAAAGAUCACCACGUCACUGGAAAGUGCUGAUGAAACGCCAAGCGAUGAUCCAAUGGACAAGUUCUUCUCUCCAGAAGUACAAAUUUCGGGUAAAAUACCCAGUGGUGAAAACAUAGACGAUGGAAUCGCCGCUCCUGGAGCCUUCCGAGGACAGGUUUCUAAACCAAGUGACACAGACACGUCAUCUUCCGACACACAGAAAGGAACUGCAAAAGGAAAGAUUUCGGCUCCAAGUUCAGCCUCAGUGCUUCCACCACUUCACCAUGACGCGGAACAGGCCCAGAAUUUACCACCAUUGAAUCACGGGAUAGAAUUGGCUGGCGCUUUACCUCCGCUCAAUCAUAACAUCGAGACAGCCUCACCUUUGCCUCCACUGAAUCAUGGAAAGGAAGCAGCGGAGAAUUUACCACCCCUAAUGCACAGCAUUGAACAGGCCAGCAAUCUACCACCGCUCAAUCACGGGACUGACGCCCUUCAAAGUUUUCACAAUCUGCCACCUUUAAAUCAUGGGGUAGAACAGGCCGAAAACCUGCCACCAUUGAAUCACGGAAUGGAAAGUAAUGGUUUACCGCCUUUGAAUCAUGGCAAUAAUGAGGCGGCAGUGUUGCCACCUCUUAUGCAUGGCGUGGAGCAGGCUAAACAAGCUCCAAGUGCUAGCUUUGAAAAGCAAUCUUCACAAAAUGUUGAUGCUUUAGCUUCUUUCACAUCGCAGGUUGAAAACGCAGCGUCGUCAAGUAACAAUGGUAAGCAAUCUUAUCCAGAGUUACCAGUAGACCUAAAUGGGGUGGGAAGAAGUUCUUUAGUAAUGUCAAAAACUCACAGUGCUGACACUGCGAAUUAUUUCGCACCUCAACGAGUUCUGAACCAAUCAUUUGCAAACAACGGAGCUCUUUUGCUCAGGAAUUACUACAAUAUGAUGAUACCAGAGGUUCAAGGGAAGGAGUUUGUAGAUCGACCGUUGUCUAUUCCUAACGUUAAAAACGAAACAGUUGACCAGUCUGAAAAUAGGAAAGAAAUUCCACUUCCAGAAUGGGUGGAAAAUGCGCAGUCAAAAGCUUUGGUUCCCUACGCGUAUGACGAUACAAAAGAACUUCAAAAUCUUCUCAGUGCUGACCAAAUAUCACAAGGUAUGACGACCCCAACUACUGCAGUCAAGUUUGGAAUCUCUGGCACAUCAGGAACAGCAAGAGAUCCGCUUGCAAAUUUUCUGCGCAACUGGCAGACAAAUGCCACAAAAGAUUCCAGUUCAUACCCAUCAAAGAACUGGCUCGAUAACACCAGCAACAGGAAUUUUCCACCUGAUAACACCAUCGCUACAAACCCGGCUGUAAAGAAUGAAGACGUUUCAGGUAACAAAAAGAACAGAUCAUCACUAAAGCUGGAAAUUGCAAAAGAAAAGGCUGAAAUUGUGGACUCGUUAGGAAAACUAGAAAAGGGUUUAGAAGAUGCUCUUGCUGAAACAAGAGAAAAUGUCCCAACGCCGCAACCACAAGGAUACAACUUUGGAAACAGGCAGGCGCUCCAAGUUCGGGUUCCUACUCCUGGUCCAUCGGUCGGAGUUGGAAGAUUCACUGGAUCUGCUGUUCAAUUUAACCCAACGUUAAAUAACCUAACUAACACUGGGAAUCCCCGAAUUAAUUCACUUAAAUCAACUGACGUGUCCCAGACUCCUAGUGUUGGGACUAAUUCAAUAAUUAAUAGUUAUAAUGCAGUCCCGGUCAAGCCCCAGGAACCAAUUUUACCCUAUUUAACAAAUGUAAAUCCACCAAAGGAUAACGAUGAGUUCCAAAGACAGCGUCUGGCGCCUAAUCAGAUAGCUAACGAAUUGACAUCAAAUGUAAACCUACAAACGCAAAGCCUGAGGUUUAAUCAAGCAGCAGCUAAACCAAACAGUAAUGGACUUUCCCAGAUACAGAAUCUGGGUCUUAACGUGGUUGCUAAUCAACCUAGAAACGGUACAGAAUUUGAUGAUGGUAAUCCAGUAACUAGCCAACCUCCAUAUAACAGUGAGUUUAACUUACCUAACUUUCCUUCUCCUAACCAGCAGUAUGUUAACCCAUAUCUUAACCCAGGUGAAAUGAUACAGAGCUACGUUGGUAAACCUCCCUUGACUCCCCCUCUUGAGCAUGCGUACCCUAUGAGUCAUGAGCAUGAGGCUCUUCUUCCGCCAUUAAAUCACCAGCAACUUCCGCCUCUCAACCACAAUGACUUGGUAGCUACCGAAACCUCCAGGUAUACCGGAAGUGACGUUAAUGCAUUCCCGAACCAAGGUCAAGCAAGGUCCAAUCCUGCGCCACCAAUAUAUCCCUUCACCAUCCCCCCUGAAGGACAGCAGGAGAACCAAGGUUACCAUGGUUACCAAGGAAGCGAAAACAACAACGAUGCCAUAAAGACUAGUUCCCAGGCCUCUGCUCGAGGAUCUCUGCCAUCAGCACAGUCUCCCUAUUAUCCACUCCCUAAAUCAGCUAACCAGCAACAGAAACCGUGUGAUAAUGGUGAUAACUGGUGUCCUUACCCGUGGUACCCAGUACCACUGCCACCAGAGGGACAGCAGAGCGAUCCAAUCAACCAAAGGACUCAAACAAACCCCAAUCCAACUAACAACAUUGGCAAAAAGAACUUAAUUCGACCUAAACCAGACCUUCAAUGCGGCGCCGGUUGGACUGGAGCUCUCGGUGACUUUGGUUCAUUUUGUUACAAGGAGAUUUUUGAACAUAAAACAUGGGACAACGCUCAUCACACAUGCAAAGGUCUUGGCGGUGAUCUUUUCAGCGUGACUAACGCCUAUGAACAACGUUUUCUUGAAAACUUCACCAAUAUUGAAUCUUGGUUGGGAUAUCGGGACAAAUCCCGGGACGGGACGUGGACUUGGAGUGACUCAAGUCUGUCCGUGUUUACCGACUGGGACAGCAGUGCUAAGGACGAUCACGGCAAAGGUCGAGACUGUGUCUUGCUAAGUUCUAAAGAAGGCAAAUGGAAAGAUGCAUCAUGUUCACAGACUCACGAAUACCUUUGCAAGAAAAAGGCCGAAGAUUGCAAUAAAGGCUGGAAGAAGCUGACCCUUAACUCAGUCCGCGGAUGUUAUAAAUUAUUCAAAGAACCAAAAACGUGGGAGCAUGCGCUGGUGGCAUGCAUGGAUGAGCAGGCGUCAUUAGCAAGUAUACUCAGUGAUGAUGAAGAAACCAUGAUAUCGCAGGUGUAUUCUAAAUCUGACUUCUGGAUUGGUUACAAUGAUAUUGACAACGAGGGAGACUGGGUCUGGAGUGACCGCAUGACGUCUUCUUACACCAACUGGGACGACAAGUCACCUAACAAUGGUGGUGUGUCAUGCGCGAUAGUGACGAGGACCGGAAAGUGGCACGACGAACCAUGUCAGAGCCAGUAUAGCUUUAUUUGUAAAAAGCCAAGUCCCAAAGGUCCUCAUCAUCCACUUAAUGACGCAACUUUGACUCAAGAAGUUGAGAAAUUUGUCUCUAACAAGUCAUUACUGAAUCCCAACAUCGAUACAAGCGUGACCAUAUUUGGAAGGCAUUCAGUGACUCCUCAAUACUUAUGGACGGUGCAAAAGAUCUUUAACAGCCGCAUUCACGGAUCAAACCCAAUUGCCACCCAUGGUAACUUGAAAUCAGUGGACGGUGGUCUUCAACUCAAUGGAGUGGAUGCAUGGCUUGACGCAGGGGAUUACUAUGGACAGUGCUUGGGUGAUCCUGAUCUCUGUAUUAAGGGAUUCUCUUUUGCGUUACAGCUUAAUUUCGACGACGACGCUUUGUCUUACAAAGACAAACGAUAUGUUUUGGACUCUAGCGGAAACUCGCGAGGUGUGUCAAUCUUCAUUCAAAAUGGCUCUUUGUUUUACAAGGUUGUGACCUCGACAAAAGAAUGGCAACUUUCAAUGGAGCUCGUAACCAAUGAGUGGCAGGAUAUCGCGCUGACAUGGAAGAAAGAGGAAGGGCUAAUGCUCUAUGUUAAUGGAGCAUUCAGGGACUCUCUGAAGGAUGGAACAGUAACAAGUCUGAUACCGAACAAGCAGGCACGACUUACCAUUGGUAGAAAGAGUGGAAACCCGCCCUUUAAGUAUACAAGAAUGUACAUCAGUUCGCUCUACGCGUUCACUCGUUUCCUUGCACCAGAGGAUGUGCCGUAUGUAUUUACGUUUGAUAAUACAGUUGUUCCACGCUACAUGUGGCUUUUCCCUAAGCUUGAAGAUAAGAAAGUAACAGGCAGCCCAGAUAUCGAAGUAAACGGACCAGUGAGAGCAGUGGAUGGAGGCGUACAUCUCGAUGGUCAGGGAUCUUUCCUGAAAGUUGGAAGCUUUGACAGCAAAUGUCUUCAUGAUCCUUCCAAGUGUCCCGAUGGACUCAGCUUGAGCUGCAAACUUAAGUUCAACCGGGUUGUACGAACUUACAAAGAGCCUCAUUACAUUUUGGACUCCGGUGGCCAUAAGAAGGGAACCAGAGGCCUGUCUGCAUAUCUCCUUAACAAUAAUUUGUACUUCAGUGUUGCCAUGAGUACUGAUGAGGACACUCUGACUUGGACAGUUAGAACGUCUAUUUUUACUGUCAGAUGGCAGCGUGUCGUUCUGAGUUGGAGUCUAUCUGACGGUCUCUGGCUUUACACUGACAGUCAGUUCCGAGGCUGGACCAAGACUCCUAAGAGCGUACCACGUGACUUGGUGACCGAGAGUGCAGACUUUAUUGUCGGUCGUAAGAAUGUUGGACCCGACUACUCCCCAGCAGAGUUCUCCAUUGGCUCUCUCGCAGUCUUCCCGAGGUUCCUUGAGAAGAAAGAUGUCGAGAAAAUAUUCAGUGGAAAGAAGAUGCCAUACCCAGGCCUUAUUCGCGAAGUGUGGAAAGAGCUGCCCGGAAAAUCAAUCAACAAACUCAAAGACGAUCCCUACUACCCUAACGACCCCUCGCUUAUUGAGAUCAUUGAAAACUUCGACGCUCCUUUUGACAUUGACAAAGACUACGGUAGUAGGGUGAAAGGAUACUUCGUGGCUCCGGAAACUGGGAACUACACUUUCUACAUGUCCGGGUCACAGAGCGGUGAACUGUGGAUGAGUAGUACAGAGAGCCAGCAAAACCUGACUAAACUGAUUUCUCUAGAUCAAGCAACCGGUCACAACCAGUGGAACAAAUAUGCCGGCCAAAGCUCCAAAUCUGUUACAUUAGAGGCUGGUAAAUAUUACUACGUCGUUGGACUACAGAAGGGCACAGAGUCAACCGACUCACUCUCCGCUGGGGUACGUUUGCCCAGCGGUCGCUUCAUGAGACCUAUCACGAAAGAAAUAUUACAGUGGAGAAUGCCGGGUGAUCCAUUCGCUGGUGUAAUCCGUGAAGUUUGGCAAGACAUCCCUGGCUACAGAAUAAUGGAUCUCACUUCUAAUCCAAACUUCCCAAACAACCCAUCAAGUAUUGAGGUGUUGGACAAAUUCGACGCACCACAUAAUGUUGACGAUAAUUACGGCUCAAGAAUACGAGGUUUCUUCAAGGCGCCAGAGAGUGGACUAUACAGGUUUUUCCUGGCUGCCGACACCACUGGAGAAUUGUGGCUCAGUUCAGACGAGACAGAGAAGAACUUGAAGAAAGUUGUGGCAAUAAAUGGUUGGACAGCUCAUAACGAAUGGCUCAAAUUCCCGGAACAGAAGUCUGAACGUAUUCACCUGAAGAAAGGUAAAUAUUAUUACCUCGAGGCAUAUCAGAAGGCAGAUAAGCUGGCUGACUGUGCAUCAGUGGCAGUCGAGCUUCCUAGUGGUCAUUUUGAGGGACCAAUCAAAAGAGUACAUUUGAGCUGGCGGUUACCAGAUGGAAGAACUGGUCCUGGGCCAUCUUCAGAGGAAGAAGCUAUACCCAAGCCAGUUGGUUUGUAUCCACUAAACAAAGCAUUUGGUGCUAAGGAUGCAGGACCUAACCACGAAAAUGGAGUACUCAGUAAUGUGGACCUCAGCACGGGCCCUGAUGACAAUGAAGAUGAAGCCUUCGAAUUCAAAGGUACGGCAGAUUCAUUUGUGGAGAUUCCCAAUGACGGCAAGCUGGACACACAGAACUCCAUGACAAUCCUCGCUAACGUCUACCCCACCGGUAGUGGGGGACCCAUCUUAAAUUACAAAACACAUGGUUGGGGAGUCCAUCUUUGGCAGUUUGAGUCCACUGAGCUAUUUGUGCGAUUUGUGCAUCGUAAUGGAGUUUUCCAUAAGCCAAUUGCGUCGAGGGUGUUACAGCUGAACGAGUGGAAUCAGGUCGGUGCAACAUACGACAACACUACUGGUGUAGCGCAACUUUGGCACAAUGGUAAGAUGGUAAAGAGUCGUAAUAUCGGUCAGAUUAAACUUGCUACCCAGUAUCCAAUCAGGAUCGGUGCCAGGGAUGGAGACGAGAGGAGGUUCACUGGAAAGAUUUCAUGCUUACAAAUUUACAACAAAGCAUUGGACGAGCAACAGAUUGGAAACCUUAAGAGUUGUCCUGUCAAAGCAAAGAUCUUAAAUGAUGACGAGCUGGACUCGGGUGAUGGCUCAGCCUCAGGAGACUGGGACGUUCAUGAUUUAGAUUCAAGUGCCGUGGAUAUUUCACACAAUGCCGGUAAAUAUGACAAGGACGAAGAGGCUGAUGACGAGAUUCAGGGAUCAGAGUCCACUUCAGGGAACAAGUGCGACCCAGAACCAUGUGAAAAUGGCGCCAAGUGCAUCCGGGAUAAUAAGAGGAUGGAUGGCUACCGAUGCAAAUGCACUUCUGAUUUUACAGGACGGAACUGUCAAGUUUCCAAGCCAGAUGCUGAGAAUCCUAUCGUAAAGAAGGCAAAAAUUCCUAAACCUGAACUGAAGAUCGGAAAUGAGGAUUAUCAAAAGAAUGCCAGUGCCUUAAAUCUGAUUGAAAACCUACCAGAAGAAAAGAAAGAAGACGUGCUCUUACUUUUCCAAAAGGUCGGCUGUUACAAGGACGAGAUUGUAAAACAUGAUCUGCCGGACAGAGCCACAGUCAAAUCCGUCACUCAGGAAGACUGCGUACGAUCAUGCGCACUGGAAGAAAAAGGAUACUCAUACUUUGGACUUCAGGACGCUGACAAGUGUUUUUGCGGGCAUCGCUAUGGAAAGUAUGGCAAAGCAGAUGAGGCUCUCUGUAACAUGCCGUGCAAGGGAAAUGACAAAGAGAACUGUGGUGGUAAUUCUACAAAUAUGGUCUACUUCUUUGGUUUAGGUACUAAUUACACUAUAACUACUUCAACUGGUGACAUCGAUGGAGCUGACACAGACGCUAAAGUAUACAUAACCUUAUAUGGGGAGAAAGGCGAUUCGGGAUUCAGAAAACUGGACACUAAACAUUUUACAAGGGGAAAAAAUGAUACAAACACUCUCGUAUUACCUGACCUCGGUAAGCUGAGGCAAGUUAGAAUUCUACACGAUAACUCAGGAUCAACUCCAAGCUGGUUCCUGGAAAAGGUGACAGUGACAGAUGAAAAUGGUCGGACGUAUGAGUUUCCUUGCAAAGAGUGGCUGAGUGAAACACAAGGUGGCGGCAAAACAGAACGACUUCUCAGACUGCAACGUACAUAGUGCCUAUUCUGCAUGCCGUUAAGAUGCGUGCACUGUGACAUGAAGAACCACUAACAACGGACUGUGACCACUGACGUCAAAGACAGACAAAAUACAGUAGACAAGUCACUUGGUCGAAGCAUGAUAAAACGUCAGGCCUUUCGCAACUUGCAAGGCACUCCUCUUCAAUGCAGAUUCUUUUCUGAAGCUCUAAAUGAUUUUUAACCUUUUUUGUAUUUUAUAGAUGACUUAGCACAGAGCUCUUGAGUGCAAGCUCGAGUGUUCUUCAUCGAUCAUUCUCGGACCGAUUGCAUGUAGUCUUUUUGUUUUUGUUUAACGAUAUCUCUAGUAGGGGGCUGAUUAUUUUCUCUAACCGGCGAAAGACUUCAACCCUUAGUUUAUUAAAUGAACGACGCCUUGAAGUACCUGACUUUUAGCCAAACGGUAUCAGGAAAAAGUUGGACAAAAGGAAUGAUAUCAUUUUGUGUAUGCAGGCAAAACAGAUCAGAAUAUCCCAACUGUAUCACUAAACGGAAAACGUCGGGUUAACAAAACCUCCUGUGACAUGCCAUCUGAGACGGUAUUAUUUUGAAAUAGGGCAUUACUUUUAAGUGACAACGUUGACCUAAAGAAUUGCGACGAAUCGUAGUAGACAUGACAGCUCCUAAAGACGACAUUCGACUGAUUUAUUGAUGCACGCGAUUCCAAGUAUCUUGACGCAUCUACCCUCUUUGAUUGGAUCGAAGUAACAUUGGCAAACCUAUCUACGACAGCCUACUUUGGUAGAGGUUUUACAUAGUGCUCAUGAAUUCGGCCGGUAGACGUUUUCUUGUUUGAAGAAAGACUGAAACUAGACUGAGAAGGAAGACUGAAGCUAUUAUCAGAGGACUCGGGCCGACUCGGUUUAGAGUUCGACAUAUUGUUUGUGCAUUAGAGCACCAUAAAAAUAACCUGUAGUAAUGAAAAAAAAAAAACAUACCGCUGAGGAGUGCCUUCCAUUAUCAAAGGAACUUUGUGGCGAUUGAAGUUAUUUGAAACAUUGUAGGCGCUUCCAUUCAACCCAAACUGAAUUCCGAAAAUUUCGAAACAGGAACAAAUGGCACGGAAAUUUCAGAUAAGAAAUUUCCGAACGGAAAGCGCCCUGUGUCUCAUAUGAGAUGGUUGAACCUGGCAACGGGGUAUUGAUCACUUGUCUUUGUUGCCUUGGCAACACUGUUUACCGUCUGCAGAUGAUAGGGAAAAAAAGACUUUGAAAUAACAUGAAAUGAGGUCAUGUCAGUUUUAGUUGAUGUUCGUGGAGACAAAAUUCAACUGAAUUCUUAAAACCAUUCACUCCCUCUUAGUGCGUGAGGGAGAAAAUAUUUUCUUGAAUGGAUGUAAAACCAGGCUACCACUCGUCGCGACAUUUUCUGUCUUUUACAGUGUAUUUCUUCAGUAUUGAAGAUUGAUGGUCAAAUCUCGCUCCUUUCCCACGCCAUCAACGAACAGUCAUCAUUGUCACCUACUACUUCUUCAAAUCGCGGACCAAGUGACCAAGUGUCACGUGGCUAAUCAUGUGACAAUAAACAGAGAACAAUAAGGUUACCAUAAGCUUCAUGUAUGCCACCAUAGAGAAUACCUCAGUGAUUAAGUAUCUUUCAAGGAUUGUAAUGACAUUGUACCACAAUGGUAUGUUCAACAAUGAAACUGUAAAUACUGUACAAUAAAACUAUAUUUAAUUGUG